Messenger RNA from Ictalurus furcatus (blue catfish), 2602 nucleotides. It is a transcript of the gene golim4a, whose product is annotated as golgi integral membrane protein 4a. The coding region runs from base 326 to 2224 and encodes 632 amino acids. The transcript is spliced from 17 exons. NCBI's taxonomy places the organism in Eukaryota, Metazoa, Chordata, Actinopteri, Siluriformes, Ictaluridae. Gene Ontology annotation, cellular component: Golgi membrane; Golgi apparatus. The record is from RefSeq and is a predicted model, not a curated record.
CACCGUCCCAACACACACACUUUCCUCUGACGGAGCAGUACAUACACCAAUAGCAGUAGGUCCAGGACGGGCAAUAAGCAGGGAGGGACUUCCUUCAGGUCCGCUGCAGCUCGGUGACACGUAACUAAAGCUAAAGGUGUCGUGCAAAGCUAAUAGGGUGAAAGUAAACAGAGCUGUAUGGGAAACUUUUCCUCCAUCCUGGAAAUGGAUGUUCCACACCAGAGGAUCUGCUUCCAUCUGACCUGGAAAAUCCUGGUUUAAAUGACUGCUCUUGGAAUGUAAAGCCCAUAAAGAGGGGAAAGUUUUUUGGAGAAAGUUGUUGUGUAUGCUCAGCGUGGAGGAGAACAUGGGCAGUGGGGUUUGCUCCAGAAAGCAAAGGAAAAUCUUCCAGUUGUUGCUUCUCACCACUGUGGUUUUUGUCCUCGUUUAUGGAGGAAUGAUUUGGUAUGAAAUGCACCAGCAGCUCAAGAGGACGGAAGCCCUGGCUCUGAAAUACCAGCAGCACCAGGAGUCUCUCUCAGCCCAACUCCAAGUGGUGUAUGAGCAUCGGUCUAGGCUGGAGAAAUCGCUACAGAAAGAACGGCAAGAGCACAAAAAAUCCAAGGAAGAUUAUCUGGUUUAUAAACUGGAGGCGCAGCAGUCACUGAAUAAGGAGAAGCAAGAUGCCAGCAGCAGGAUUAACUCUCUACACACACAGCACCAGAUGCUGAAGAAUCAGCAUGAGGAGCUGAAGAAACAGUUCUAUGAGCUGCAGGAGCAGCAUCAUGCUCAAGGUGAAGACCACAGUAAGGUUGUGGAUGAUCACCAGCAGAGAUACGAGCGAUUACAGCAGACUAAAGAGAUUGAGAUCUCUAAACUCAAAGAAAGUGUUUAUAACCUGCGGGAAGAGAACAGGCAGCUGAGGAAGGCUCAUCAGGAGAUCCAUGUGCAGCUUCAGGAUACAAGGCAACAGCACAAGAACUUAAAAGCAGCCCAUGAUCAGCUUGCAUUGACCCUGGAGGACCACAAGAGUGCGCUAGCAGUGGCUCAGGUCCAGGUGGAUGAGUAUAAGCAGCUGAAGGAGACUCUGAAUAAAAUGCCGAAUCUGAAGCAGCCGGAAGAACAUCAACCUGCUGCGACUCAGAGCAGAAAAGCAGAGCAGGGGCAGAAGCAAGAUGUGAGAAGGGUGGAAGGAGUACAGAAAGAAGAGAGGAGGCAUGAAGGCAUGGAUCAGCCUCAAAAAACAGAACAGCAUGAUCAGCUUCACCAUGAAGAAGAAGAAGAAGAAGAGAAAGAACCAGAACAAAACCUGCCUGAUGAAAAUGCAUUAGAGAGGGAGAGUCACAUUGCACAGCCGGUGAGUGCUACUCAGGGAAACCACAUCAAGUCUGCCUAUGAGCAGCAGCAGGAAGAACAGCGGCGUUUAGCUGCUCAGUUGGAGGAGGAACAGCAGCAGCUUCUUCAGAGAAAGGAAGAACUGCAGCGAGAGAGGGAGGAGAGAGAACGAAUGGGGAGAGAGAGGGAGGAGAGAGAACGAAUGGAGAGAGAGAGGGAGGAGCGAGAGCGGAUGGAAAGAGAGAAGGAGGAGAGAAGGCAGCGAGAAGAGCAGCAGCACAGAGAACUCCAGGAACAGCAGCUCCAGGAUGAACAGCUCAGGAAAAAAUCGCUGUAUGUAAAUAUGGAGCCUGGCGUUGUCCAUCAUGAAGAAGAGAAUAAUGUCCACCCCGAGGAAGUGCAGGGACAAGAGGAAGAUAAGCAUGCGCAUCAUGAAGAGCAAACCAUGGAGGCGGACAUUGAUCCAGCAAACGAUCCCAACAAUCAAGGAGAGGACGAGUUUGAGGAAGCUGAGCAGCAGGCCCAUGAGGAUGAGGAGGAAGAAGAGCCAGUGCCUGCAAGACACCCUGAUGCACACUUAAUCAAAGAGAAUCGGCAGCAAGCUCCAGCUGAUGAACAGCUGGUGAUGGCAGGAAAUGCGGACGAACAGGAAGAAAAUUUGGAGGAGCAAUAUCAGGAAGAGGGAGAAGAUGAGGCUCAGGAAGAUUUGGCUGUGCAGCAGAAACCGGAAGAGAGAGGAGUAGAAGAAGCAGAUCCUUACAACGAAGAGAACGGAGAACAGGAUGACGCUAGAGAGCAGGAGGAUAUGGGGCCUGAGAAACAGCCUGCCAAAGAACCUAAUGAGGAGGAGAACUAUGAAGAGGAAGAGGAGGAUCCAGAGGAAGAGGCCCAUCACAGGGCAGAGAUGUGAGCCUUUCCUUUGUGUCCUUUCAUUACUGUAGCAGGAUUAAGCUGCGUGAAGGAGCGAUUCUACUGGGACUUUCACCUUCAUUUGUUGUAACACACCCUUGAGUUGGACAUACUAGACUGAUAUAUUUCGUUCACUGUGCCUUUAUUUUGCUAAUUUGUAAAUGGAGCACUGAUGUGUAAUGAGAAAUCUGAACAACGCUGUAGACAGAAUGUUGAUGAUCGGAGUGCCAUUUUAAAUUUUUUAAAUAUUUAAUGUUUACCAUACAGGUGCAUUUCAAAAAAUUAGAAUAUCGUAGAACAGUUGAAUAUAUGAAAGUUCCACUUUUUGAAAGAUAUUCUAAUUUUUUUAGAUGCACCUGUGUGUGUGUGUGUGUGUGUG